CUUGAAAACGAAAGAUAGCAAAAAGUUAUAUUGCUCUUUAUUCUGUUGUAUUUGUCAGAAUUUGCCAUCCUCCUGACCUCCUCUGUUUUCCAAAACAAACUUCACGCUACAAGCUUCUCUCAUUGGGCUUCAUCAUCUUGUGGUAAGUUCUGUUUCUUUUUUGCUUUUUCAAGCUGGCUUCAAGAUGCUUUCUUGCACAAGUGUAAAACCCUAAUCAAGAUAGACGUUGCCAAGAUUCAUUUGCAGAAGCUGCUGCACAAUCUCCUCAACGCAUUCUUCAUACACCCUUCUGAAAUUUCGGAAAAAUGGCAACUAGUAUAGCUUCUGGAAGUGCCAAUCUACACUUCCGCGAGACUGGUUGCUGGCAACAGAGUUUGUUUUCUCGGGUGGUGUCGCAGAGAUGCUGUCAGAAGUUUUCAUGGUACUGUUUUAGUCAUCUACAAAAUCUUCAUAUUAAUUUCAUGGGAAUUUUUCUAUUAUUUGGUACAAAACUACCAUUGGGGCUAAUAUUAUGGCUACAAGCGGAUGUACGUAUGUAACAGUAGCAUUUGCCUAUCUUUCUGGUAGUUUAUUGUCGUUUCAAGGGAUUUUCCUAACUUUCUUAACUUUUAAUGUGAUUUACCACAUUUUUACCUAUCUCUUGACAGUUAAUGUGAUUUACUGCAUUUGUGCCAAUCUUUCUUUGAAGGUUAACAUGGUUAACCACAUUUCCCCCCUUGUUCUUAGAAGGAUAAUGUGGUUUAUCGCAUUUUUGCCUACCCUUCUUUGAGGUUGAUUUGACUUAUUACAGUUUUGCAAAUCUUUGUUUGAAGAUUAAUGUGGUUUACCAAAAAUUUUCUAUCUUUUUGGUUUGUGGUAUAUAUUGUAUGUUACAGGUCACAUGGGGUGUCUAACAACUUGCAAAUCAAGAGAUACAGUUAUCUGAUUGGCGAAACGCAAAGGCCCUUCCAAACAGUUGUAACAUCAUGCAUUAGAGAUGAUUCCACAAAGUAUUUUGAUUUUGCUGUUAUUGGUAGCGGAGUUGCUGGUCUUCGAUAUGCUCUUGAGGUCGCAAAACAUGGUACGGUUGCUGUAAUAACAAAGGCCGAACCUCAUGAAAGCAAUACCAAUUAUGCACAGGGUGGUGUUAGUGCUGUGUUGUGCCCUUCUGAUUCGGUGGAGAGUCACAUGCAGGAUACAAUUGUAGCCGGGGCUUAUUUAUGUGAUGAGGACACUGUUAGAGUAGUGUGUACAGAAGGACCUGAGAGAAUUAGGGAAUUGAUAGCCAUGGGUGCAUCAUUUGAUCAUGGAGAGGAUGGAAACUUGCAUCUAGCAAGAGAAGGUGGUCAUUCUCAUCACAGAAUAGUACAUGCUGCUGAUAUGACAGGAAGAGAAAUCGAAAGGGCACUUCUCAUGGUAGUUGAGAAUGAUCCCAACAUUUCGGUUUUCAAGCAUCAUUUCGCUAUUGACUUGUUGACUUCUCAGGAUGGAUCUGACAUGGUUUGUCAUGGUGUUGAUACUAUGAAUACAAAAACAUGCAAGGUGGUACGAUUUAUUUCAAAGGUGACUUUGCUUGCUUCCGGUGGCGCAGGGCAUGUCUAUCCAUCCACCACAAAUCCACCGGUGGCUACUGGAGAUGGAAUAGCAAUGGCACAUCGAGCUCAAGCUAUAAUUUCGAACAUGGAAUUUGUGCAGUUCCAUCCAACAUCACUAGCAGAUGAAGGCCUCCCGAUCCCACCAACCAAAACCAGGGAAAACGCGUUCUUGAUUUCUGAAGCUGUGAGGGGUGAUGGUGGCAUUCUGUAUAAUCUUGAUAUGGAAAGGUUCAUGCCGAUGUAUGAUGAACGGGCCGAGCUCGCACCGAGAGACGUUGUGGCUAGAAGUAUAGAUGAUCAGAUUAAAAAGCGGAAGGAGAAAUAUGUUCUUCUAGAUAUCAGUCAUAAAGGAAGAGACAAAAUUCUUACCCAUUUUCCUAAUAUAGCUGCUGAGUGCCUCAAGUAUGGUAUUGAUAUAACUCGCCAGCCGAUUCCGGUGGUUCCGGCUGCUCAUUAUAUGUGUGGAGGGGUUCGAGCUGGUCUUCAAGGGGAGACCAACGUUCGUGGUCUAUAUGUGGCAGGUGAAGUUGCAUGCACAGGAUUACAUGGGGCAAACAGACUUGCUAGCAACUCCUUGCUAGAAGCACUAGUAUUUGCCCGCAGGGCCGUUAAGCCGUCAAUAGAUCACAUGAAAGCGUCCUACAUAGAUCAAAGCGUUUCACGAUGGUGGGACCCACCCGUCAUUCCUAUGCAGCUAGGGUGCAACAUUCUGGACAAGAUCAUCAAGAGGACAAAAGAAGUUAGGAAGGAACUACAGUCAAUCAUGUGGGAGUACGUUGGGAUUGUGAGGUCCACCACAAGGCUAAAGACUGCUGAGCAGAGGAUCGGGGAGCUGGAACUCGAAUGGGAGGCUUACUUGUUUCAACAAGGAUGGGAACCAACGAUGGUUGGGCUCGAGGCUUGUGAAAUGAGGAACCUGUUUUGCUGUGCGAAACUGGUGGUGAGCAGUGCUCUGACGAGACACGAAAGCCGUGGACUCCAUUACACCAUCGAUUUCCCGCAUGUUGAUGAACGAUCAAGAUUGCCGACCAUCAUCUUCCCGAAUUGUUCAACCAUGAAUACAACUUGGAGUUCAAGGCAACUUCACAAGCAGCAGAUGUGUUAGCAGAAAGCUUUAGGGACACCAUUUUUGGCGAACAGCUUAUUUGUGUAAUAAACCAAAAGGAAAGGAAAGGAAAGUUAAAAGUAAAUCUUU
This is a messenger RNA of Cynara cardunculus var. scolymus (artichoke), 2769 nucleotides long. RefSeq names its product L-aspartate oxidase, chloroplastic. The record is from RefSeq and is a predicted model, not a curated record. Gene Ontology annotation, molecular function: L-aspartate oxidase activity. The transcript is spliced from 8 exons. Bases 817 to 2679 code for a protein of 620 amino acids. Lineage: Eukaryota; Viridiplantae; Streptophyta; Magnoliopsida; Asterales; Asteraceae. Gene Ontology annotation, biological process: NAD+ biosynthetic process.